This is a messenger RNA of Pecten maximus, 3659 nucleotides long. Its product is annotated as gamma-tubulin complex component 3-like. Gene Ontology annotation, biological process: meiotic cell cycle; mitotic cell cycle; spindle assembly. NCBI's taxonomy places the organism in Eukaryota, Metazoa, Mollusca, Bivalvia, Pectinida, Pectinidae. The record is from RefSeq and is a predicted model, not a curated record. The transcript is spliced from 25 exons. Gene Ontology annotation, cellular component: spindle pole; gamma-tubulin small complex; centrosome. The coding region runs from base 80 to 2869 and encodes 929 amino acids. Gene Ontology annotation, molecular function: microtubule minus-end binding; gamma-tubulin binding.
AACAAAUAUGGCUACGACCAGAUGACAUUCUCCUGAAAAUACAAGUUCUUGAACAACGAAUGAUAGUUUAAAUCCAGUCAUGGGUAGCAGAACAGAAAGAGGGCCCGAGACUUCUGCGCUGUUAUUGAAGAAGUUAUGCAUGAAAUUGACGGGGCUAUCAGAUGAUUCCAUUUUGCCAGUGUUACAGCAUUCUCUAAAGAUCAUUGGAAGUAAUUUUGGAUCUCCAGUUGAAACAAAUGAAUUUCAAGUUGCAGAAAAAAUCAAAAGAAAAUUGGUUCGGAAAGGCAGAGAGAGAGAUGCAGCCAUCUUUUCAGACCUACACAGGAAACUUCAGGCUCAGGGUUUACUGAAGCAAAGAUGGGCUGUCCUGUAUCUUCUGAUGUCACUUAGUGAUUCUGCUAAUGGACCAGCUGCAAAGCCUACAGUUAAUGGUACUUCAUUGUUUGGAUCUGGCUUGCCCUCUCAUGCUACCUCCACGCCGUUCAAUCCUGCCCUACACAGAUACCCUCCCCCUCCCGGGAGUGUUGGGGAGGUGACGACGUUACACUCCGUCUCUAACACCACUGGCAGUAGUGGGAUCAGUAGCAUCCGUAGUGACCUCAACAAUAGUAAUCCUACAGUUCCUCACUCAUAUAUGCCAGUGACGACAUUCAACUCUGUUGAACUAGACCGGACUGGUAGCAGUCGAACUUUGGGAUCUCGUUUGGCUUCUACCCUAACAAGACAAGAAAAAUCAAACACAGCAUUAGUGCCGAGCAGGGACAAUCGACGUAAUAAACCUGAAACCAAUAUAUUGGUUCUCCGAGGAGAUAAAACAUCAUUUGAGCUGCCAGAAGCAGAAUUGAUCAAAGAUCUUGUGUAUGCUUUCCAAGGGAUUGAGGGAAAAUGGAUUAAAUUUGAUUCCUCUAAAGAAGGCUACCGAAUAGACUCACAGGCUGGGAUUCCUAAAGCAAUACGACAGUUAGUCAGUAAGCUUGCCGAGUGUGGAUGGCUGUAUUCUAAAACCAAGGACUAUAUCCAGACGAGAAGUGCCGACAAGACAUUUGGAUUAGUUGGACAGAGUUUUUGUGCAGCAUUACACCAGGAACUGACCGAGUACUACAGGCUGAUUGCUGUCCUGGAGGGGCAGUUAAACCAAGGAGAUAUAGGUCUGAUAUCACCAGAGGAGAGUUCGAUCACGCUGAGACAGUUGGUGGUGUGGACAUUUGAUCCACUCUUACGACUUAAGACGCUAGCGACAGUGGUGGACGUAUGUCGAGGAAAGAAGGGUGGAGCUCUGGCCUCGUCUUUGUAUUCCUACAUGCAACAUGGAGACCCGAACAUCAAGGCCCUUAUCAUGCAUACCUUAACCAUGGUUUCACAGCCAAUCUACUCCACACUGAUACGCUGGAUAUAUGAUGGGGAACUGGAGGACACCCAUGACGAGUUCUUUGUGGCCUCUGACCCGACGGUGAAAAACGACCGAUUAUGGCAUGAUAAGUACACUCUGAGGAAGUCAAUGAUCCCAUACUUCAUCACGAUGGACCAGGCAAAAAGGAUACUCAACACAGGUAAAUCAAUCAAUUACCUGAGACAGGUGUGUCAGGAUCGGACACCCACCAAAGGUCGCGAGGUUGCUAUGAUCAUGGACAACACCAAAGCCGGUGAGAUGUUUAUGCAGGACACAAUAAGUGAAUUCCAGCACAUGAUUGACACUGUGUACAAGGAGACAAGUCGCCACCUCCUCGAUACCCUACACAACAAGUACAAGUUUAUGGAUCAUCUCAAGGCAAUGAGACGGUACUUACUACUGGGACAAGGAGAUUUCAUUCGGCAUCUGAUGGACCUACUAGAAGAAGAUCUUGCCAAGCCAGCAGGGAACUUGUACCUCCAUAAUCUGACUGGCAUCCUUGAGACAGCCAUUAGAGCCACUAAUGCACAGUUUGAUGAUUCUGAUAUUCUCAAGAGGCUGGAUGUCAGACUUCUGGAGGUAUCUACAGGUGAUACAGGUUGGGAUGUGUUCAGCCUCGACUAUCAUGUGGAUGGUCCAAUCAGAACGGUGUUCACACCAGAGUGUAUGAUCAUGUAUCUGCGAGUGUUCAACUUCCUGUGGAGGUCAAAGAGGAUGGAAUAUAUCCUAGCCAAUAUAUGGAGAAAUCAGAUGGCCAGUGCAAAGAUGCUUCAGUGUAUUCCAGAGUUAUCCAGCAUCCUUCACCAGUGUCACAUGCUCACCAGUGAGAUGGUUCACUUCGUCCAGCAAGUUCAGUACUAUAUCAACUUCGAAGUGCUAGAGUGCUCGUGGGACGAACUGCUCACCAAAGUCGGUGAAGCAGAGGACCUUGACUACAUUAUCGCCGCUCACCAGGUGUUUCUAGAUACCAUCAUCUCUAGGUGUCUUCUUGAUGAACAAUCAAAGAAUAUACUGACCCAGUUGAGAACCAUCUUUGAUCUGAUCAUCGAUUUCCAGACAGCAUUGGGAGCAUUCUUCACAGAGGCCUCCGAGGAACAGAUGGCUCGACAACAUUUCGACAAACAGCAGGCGAAACGUUCAAAAGAGGGAGACUGGGGAUUGACAGAAGAAGAGGAGGCAGAGGAGCAACAUCGCAGGAUGGCAUUCCUCAAGAAAAUCAUCCCUAACACAAGAGCUCAGUUUAAAGUGUUAUCUCAGAGCUACCAGGAUAUGGUACAGCAGUUCCUGGUGAUGCUAACGACCCACCAGGAUGUUAGUCUGCGCUUUCCUCAGCUUCAGACUGGACUUCAACGAACACUACAAGACCAAGGCUCCACAGCUUCAGAGUCCCUUAAUGUACAGAGGGACUCGGGCCGUCACGUGAUUGUACAGAGGGACUCGGGCCGUCACGUGAUUCCCAUAUCUUAUGAAGACUGUUAAAUUACAGAGGGACUAGGAACUGUCACGUGAUUCCCAUAACUUAUGAAAUCUGUUAAAGUUCAGAGGAACUAGGGCCGUCAAGUGAUUCCAUAACUUAUGAAGUCUGUUAACAGAAAAUUGGUGCAGUUACUAAAUUAAUCCUAUAAAACAAUUUCCAUAAUUUACAGACUGGUCACAACAGUCCCAGACAAAAGAAUGUGUUUUUGUACUGAACCUCCUCUAGGUCAACCAUUCAAUCCUCAAACUUUUCAAAUUCGACUUGCAAAAGUCAUGGGAUAGUUCUCCUGUAUAACACUAGUGUUAAGGCUUCAAACUUGUCUGUAAUGGAAGCAUUUGAUUAGCUUUAUUCAAAAUUGCCUUCAAGUAUAUAGAACCCAUUACAUCCUACCGGUAUAGCCAGGAUUAGUUUACUUUCAAUCUUUAACCAAGUUGUUUUGUGUAUUAAGAUCUCUCGAGUUUUGACAACAGUAAAAUCUGAUUAGAGCCAAGCUUUACAAUUUCACUAGCUAUUUGGGAACUUUUUUUACCAGGUAUCACUAUAUACAUUAAAAUAUCACUGUCAUGGUUGAAUUUUUCCGUCUUUGAAACGAUUAAUCUGUUUUGUAAUAUUUGUUUUCAUCAUUAUUAUCUUUAAGGAUAUAAUGAUACCUAAAAAAUAACUAAUAAGGAAAUUAUUGUCUGUUUACUGCAGUCUGAACAAAAAUUCUUCUUACUUUAAUAAUAACUUUGAUAAAUCAACAGCAUUUACCGUAUUUAUUCUAAUGAACGUCCCCACCCUAAUAAACGCCCC